Messenger RNA from Pelobates fuscus (common spadefoot toad), 1636 nucleotides. RefSeq names its product seryl-tRNA synthetase 1 (gene SARS1). Gene Ontology annotation, molecular function: serine-tRNA ligase activity; tRNA binding; ATP binding. Lineage: Eukaryota; Metazoa; Chordata; Amphibia; Anura; Pelobatidae. Gene Ontology annotation, cellular component: cytosol. The transcript is spliced from 11 exons. Gene Ontology annotation, biological process: seryl-tRNA aminoacylation. The record is from RefSeq and is a predicted model, not a curated record. The coding region runs from base 93 to 1625 and encodes 510 amino acids.
GACCGGCGUAUCCGGAGGUAGCACAAGGGGAGCACAGAUACCGGCUGCUGGAACAAUCUAUUCAGCCAUUAGCCUUCACCGCUACCGCUAAGAUGGUUCUGGAUCUCGAUCUAUUCCGGGAGGACAAAGGAGGAAACCCGGAGCUUGUGAGAGAAACUCAAAGGAAGAGAUUUAAAGAUCCUGCUUUGGUGGAGGCCCUGCUAACCUCAGACACAGCAUGGAGGAAAUGCAGGUUUCAAGCAGAUAAUCUGAACAAAAUGAAAAACCUGUGUAGCAAAACUAUUGGUGAUAAAAUGAAGAAAAAAGAACCGGUGGGUGACAGUGAUGCACUCCCAGAAAAUGCCCAGAAUCUGGACCAAUUAACAGCAGAAACUCUAGGUGCAAUGACAGUAACACAGAUUAAGCGACUUCGAGUCCUUAUAGACAAGGCCAUAGAAGCAACAGAUACAGAACGAAUAAGGCUUGAGGCUGAGCGGUUUGAGAGUUUGAGAGAAAUUGGAAACUUGCUGCACCCAUCCGUUCCAAUCAGCAAUGAUGAGGACAAUGACAACAAAGUGGAGCGCACAUGGGGCGUAUGUGAGGGCCGAAAGAAAUAUUCACAUGUGGACCUCGUAGUUAUGGUUGAUGGCUUUGAGGGUGAAAAGGGAGCUGUUGUUGCUGGAAGCAGAGGAUACUUCUUAAAGGGCCCCCUUGUGUUUUUGGAGCAGGCCAUCAUCCAGUUUGCUCUGCAGACUCUGGGAUCAAAGGGGUACACUCCCAUAUAUACACCAUUCUUUAUGAGAAAGGAAGUGAUGCAGGAGGUGGCUCAACUUAGCCAGUUUGAUGAAGAGCUAUAUAAGGUAAUUGGAAAGGGAAGUGAGAAGUCUGACGACAACACAAUUGAUGAGAAAUACUUGAUCGCCACUUCCGAACAGCCAAUUGCAGCUCUCCAUCGGGAUGAAUGGCUAAAGCCUGAAGAUUUGCCUAUACGCUAUGCAGGGAUUUCCACAUGUUUUCGACAGGAGGUUGGAUCCCAUGGACGGGACACACGUGGCAUCUUCAGAGUGCAUCAGUUUGAGAAAAUAGAACAGUUUGUUUAUGCUUCCCCUCAUGACAACAAAUCCUGGGAAAUGUUUGAUGAAAUGAUAGAGACAGCAGAAAUAUUCUAUCAGUCACUGGGUAUCCCUUAUCGCAUUGUUAACAUUGUUUCAGGUUCAUUAAAUCAUGCAGCCAGUAAGAAGCUAGAUUUGGAAGCCUGGUUUCCUGGAUCUGGUGCGUUCAGAGAGCUGGUCUCUUGUUCAAACUGCACUGAUUAUCAGGCACGGAGGUUGCGUAUCCGCUAUGGACAGACAAAGAAGAUGAUGGACAAGGUAGAGUUUGUGCAUAUGCUAAAUGCAACCAUGUGUGCCACGACACGCACAAUUUGUGCCAUUUUAGAAAACUACCAGACUGAUGAGGGCAUCAGUGUCCCAGAGAAGCUCAGGGACUUCAUGCCACCAGGCCUGAAGGAGGUAAUAAAAUUUGUGAAACCAGCUCCAAUUGAGCAGGAGCUAAGCAAGAAGCAGAAGAAGCAGAAAGAUGGGAAGAAAAAUCUAAACAGUGACCUGGAAUCUCAGUUGCAGAAUAUGGAAGUGAACAAUGCUUGAAAUCAUCUGCA